Messenger RNA from Brassica oleracea var. oleracea, 1883 nucleotides. RefSeq lists its product as uncharacterized. NCBI's taxonomy places the organism in Eukaryota, Viridiplantae, Streptophyta, Magnoliopsida, Brassicales, Brassicaceae. The record is from RefSeq and is a predicted model, not a curated record. The coding region runs from base 183 to 1748 and encodes 521 amino acids. The transcript has 2 exons.
CAAAAAAGGAUCAGAAUUCAUUACAAAGGACUUUUUGGUUUUGUUUUUUGGCAACUCUUUGAUUGUCAAAAAGAAACCAAACCCUAAUUUCUAUUUGACAUUUUUUUUUAGAUUUCGAAACGCACCUCCUCUCUCGUUCCUCAAUCUCACCGGAUCUACAUCUCCGUUCAAAAUCAAGCCAGAUGUCUAACGUAGCCAAGACCAAAUCAAGAGACAAGAAGGUUGUUGUUGUGAAUGAAUCACACAAGACACCUACUAAAGCCUCCUCCAUAGGCGGUGCUUACAAUCCUCUCUUAGUUGAGUCCUCCUCCUCAUCUCUCCACACCAACGGCCGUUUCAGAAGCAUUGAUGAGUCUGACGACUGUGAUUCCGUCUCCAACAACGGUAGCUGGUCUGGAGACUCCGAAGACCACAAAGAGAAAACAACAGCAGCACCUUCUACAGCAAAGCAGGAAACCACCAUUGACAACGAGAAGAGGGAGAAGAUGCGGCUCAAGAACGAGAGGAAGCACCAGCGCCAGAAGGAGAAGCGAGCUCAGGAGCUGCACGAGCGGUGCUGCCAGUUCCUGAUGUCGAGGAAGCUCGAGGUGCUUACUCAGAAGAUUAUAGCUAUGGAGAUUCCUCAUCACGAGAGGGCAACUUACGCUCUUAUGCUGAACGAAGGGAAGCUGGAGGAGUCUGUUAACUGGCUGCUCGAUGUCGGCGGGGCGAGUGUUGAGGAUAAGAAGCUGGAUCCUUGUUUUGGGAGCUUGAAGAUUGAUAUCUCGGGGGAGCUAGGUAGAAUCUUGGAGUUGGAGACAAAGUACAAGUGCACAAAGCAGGAUGUGGAGAGGGCUGUGGUCACUGCGGAAGGGGAUGUUGAGAGAGCGGAGGAAUCGUUGAGGAGACAGAAGCAAGACCAUUCUGUAAAAGUAGAGGAUGUUAGUAGUAAUAAUAGCAAAUCCCCUGAAGAAGAGAGAAAGAAUCUCGGAAACCAAAGUGUUAAUCCAAUGGAUAAGAUUAACAUGAAGUUGCAGUUGAUGAAGAAUGCUGCAAUGGAGGAGAAGAAACGCAUGUUGAAUCAACAGCCGCCGCCGCCGCCUAGGCCAAUGGAAGAAACGCAUCAUGUGGCGGUGUCUAUAGGGAGGGAACCAGUGAUGGUGAUGCAGCAGCAACAACGCUCUCAGUCAGCUAACACAAAUGUGCCACCUGUCUCUACUAUGAAUCCUUCCUUUACAGUAUCAGCAGGAGGGGGAGGAGGAGGAGGGAGCGGUUGGUACCCUGCGAAUAGUCAAACUAACGGCUACUUGCCCACGAGAACUCCCCCUCCUAGUGAUCUGUACCAGCAGCUUCAGUAUCAGCAAUAUCAAGGCAACAACGGACACAUAAUGGGAAGGCCAAGUGAGCAACCGCAUGCCGUGGCUCCAGCUGCUUCUCUUGGGCUCUUCUCCGGGUACGGAUCAGCGUCUUCAUCAGGGAUAGACUGGAGCGCUGAUGGGUCAGUAGGGAAAUAUGAUUACAGCAAAAUUGAUUGGAGUUUAGACAGGGGACUAGCUUGUCCGAGACAAGAGGAACAACAACAGUAUGUUGCUGAGGCAUCACAGUAUGAAGCAGACAUGAGUGGAAGGACGAGAAUGAAUGGGAAUGUGAAUGGGAUGGGAGUGCAGGAAGUUGCUUUAGUGGGGAACGGUGGGAGGGAGUGGACAUCACCGUUUGAGGGUAAAGAUCUGUUUGGUUUGUCUAGACAGUAUGUGCCUCCUUCACUUUGAAGGUUGAAUGUUUGCUUCUAGAAAUAAUUUAAAAAAAUGCAAGGGGAGAGUGAGAGAGAGAGAGAUAAUGGAUGGAUGGUAUGAGUUUGUGGUUACUAGUUUUUAUCAAGUGUUUUCUUGCUUGUUUGCUCAAAA